AUGGCCGCUGCACCACCAGAGGAAACAACCAACACACCCUCACCCCCAACAGCAGGUACGGGAGAGAUGCCCAAGCACGAUGCACCACCAGCAACAGCCGCCGCAGCAGAUGCGGCAACAGUUGCAGUUGCAACGGCAGCGGAUGCAGCAACAGCUGCAGCUGCACCAGCAGCAGUAGCAGAUGCAGCAGAUGAAGCAGAUGCGGCAGAUUUCUUAGACAGCAGUUUGGGGUCAUCGGGCAGCACGGCGCCGGACGGAGGCGGCAGCAGUGGGGAUGUCUUGGGUUGCAGCAGCACUGCAGCAACAGCAACAUCAGCAGCAGCAGCGCCAACACCGACGCCAACACCAACAGCAACACCAACGGCAGGGCUUGGCAGGAGGGAGGGUGAGAAGGCAGCAGGAGGAGGUGAGGAUGCAGGUGCAUUUCAGACGGCAGCAACUGAGGUUGCAGCAACGCAACAAUCAGCAGCAGCAGCAGCAGCAACAACAACGGAAGGAGCAACAGCAGCAGCAGGAGAAGAGGGAAUAUCUUCAUAA
Messenger RNA from Eimeria mitis, 537 nucleotides. RefSeq lists its product as uncharacterized. The transcript has 3 exons. Lineage: Eukaryota; Apicomplexa; Conoidasida; Eucoccidiorida; Eimeriidae. The coding region runs from base 1 to 537 and encodes 178 amino acids. The record is from RefSeq and is a predicted model, not a curated record.